AUGCCCCCGAAGAGAAGGUCACGUGGGCAUCACAAAAAAAAAUGUGACAGCGGUGACACCCCUGAUACCAUCAUCCAAAAAUCUGAUGAAACAAAUAGGAAUAAAUUUACUCCACAACCAGACUCAGCAGCCCCUGUUGUUACUACCACGACUGAUCCACCGAAGUCACCAGCUGCAGCGUCUUAUGAAGAGCGAAAACAACCCAAGCAACAACAAGAUAAGGGUGGUAGGGGUCGUGAAUCUCAACAUCGCAAUCGCAAUCGCAAUCGGCGUGGCAAACAGGCAAAAGACGACCGAUCGAAGGAAACUUUCCCUGCCGUAAUUCCUCAGGUGGAGGGCUUUAAGCCACCUGAUGAGCGCGAAGAUUGCGAACAACGAACCGCUAGCAACAGUUCUACGGGAUACAAAGCAAACAGGGGUCGUUUGACCACAGGUAUGUCAGGCUACAUCAUGACGCUGAAGCAGCUUCAUGAUUACUUUCGAGUGGAUGCCAGUCGUGUCGUGGAGGAGGCUACAUCGUUGUUGGAUGACAAGAGUGAAACCGACGCCAGGAGCGCCACUACCACACAGUCGGCUCCGAGAACGCCAUCGCCUAAACCUCUCAGUCGGCCAGAAAGUGCCACAGGAACCUUGUCAACGCAUCUCGUGCUGCUUGUGGUAACGCGCCUCAGUCUGUUGCUUUCCACUGAAGCGCGGCGCCCGCGGCGCAGCACAGAGGCGGACGGCACCCCUGCCGAGCGAAGGGCAGUUCCCACGUCCGUUCUCCGAGAGAUUACCCUCUUAUGCAAGCUUAUCGCCUGGUACUGCCUUAGUACCUCCCCGGAUGAUGAUGCGUCGGUGCCAGGCAAGGCGGGCUCUCGCGGUCCGAGCGGUCGUACGACGCCGGGAGCCACCUCUGCACGUCCUCAGGGAAGUGCGCGUCCUCAGCACCCUUCUCCAUCCUUUUCGUCGACUCCGCGGUCGACAAACACCAGCUUUCAGGCCGGCAGCCACGAGGCGCAUGACUUACAGGGCUGGCUUGGAAGCCGUAUGUCGGUUGAUCAGGCGGCCGUCGUAGCCUUGCCGGACUCUCAACUUUCUGAGCAACUCAUGCGGCCCGUUGUCGAGGCGGUCUCGCGAUUCUCCGUGUACGGUAUCGACCCCUCCGAUGUGUUUGUCAAGGAGGGGUCUCACGAUGGUAUCGCUAAGGAGGUGUCGUCGUCAUUUUUAGCGCGAGGGCAGUCGUCGUGGUUUUUGGCGCGAGGGCACGCUAACCUCCCCACGGAUCCAAUAAAGGCCGAGGAAACGAUAGCGGUGACGGAGCUGCGCGUGAGCGUGCUCGCGGCGUUGUGUGCCGUGCUCAAUCGUUUUCCCGAUACGGACUUCAACUCGGCCGCUUUUUUGCCGUUACUGUUUCCUAACGAAGACGCCUGCGCCGGCCCCCACGUGCGCCAUCCGCUCCUAACUCCAAUUGUCUGGGAUCCCUCGCCGACCUCGCGCAGCGUGGCGGUGCUGGCGCUGACCGCCUUGCUCUACAAACUUCAGAGCAACCUCCAAUUCGCGGAGGAGCCCAAGUCCAAGCAUCAGUCCUUCGUCUCCUUGGCUACACAGGGAGGUACCGCGCUGUUGACCAUUCACGAUGUGGUAUAUUGGGUUAUCAAGCACGGCGGCGAGGAGUGCCUCAUGGCUGGCGGCCGAUUUGCCUUAAAUCAGGAGGGUCGUCGUGGUGGAGCCGAUCCGUCCGAUCCACCUGCGAAGAAGCCUUCGCUACCCUGCGCGUAUAAUGACGCGACGCUGUGGUUUAACGUCUUCUCCGCCUUGUCGGUCGUCACGCCCUACCGCCGUUGCCCGCAUUCGUUGCAGGUGAUGCUGGAGACGCUCGACUCCCCCAUUCUGCGGCAGCACCUACGUGAUGAGGGCGGGCUACCCUUCAUCGCAGCCACGGGCUUUCUCGCGAACGUUUUCAAGAAUGAGUCCCUCCGGGUCCAUGUUUCGGAGCACCUCUACGGGAUUCGCCCCUCAAUACCCUUGGGGGGGAGCCCAGAAAAGGGGGGGGAACACGGAAAGAACGUCGAUGACGGCUCCUAUCGCGGGGUUUUCCUCAUCAACGACCUGCUGGUGCAUGCUAAGGAGCGCGUUGAGGUGUGGCGUUGUCUAGUCCACAUCGCACGCUUCUACCCGAAGCUGAUUCAGCAGCACUUUGAGUCUUUGAUUCAAGCCUCCUGCGAUACCGUGGCUGCUCUGCUGCAGCAGGAGGCGGCGACCUUGAACUUCCGUCAAGGGUCGGGGACGACGCCAACCCCUCAAGGUGGCAGGGUGGGGGGAGGCCAGGCCGCGACGGCGGAGCAAACGGCGUUGAAUCGCGAUCUCAUGGCAUCCUCGGCGGCGAGCACCUCGCCUAAAAGAGACCGUGGGCGAGGGGGCUCUUCGGCCGUGGCGGCAGCGGGCUCUGCCUCGCCGGAGGCCUUUGUGGAGUGCCUGCGGGCCUGGACGCACUUCAUAGGGUACAUCUGGAAGGCCUUCGAUAACAACCCGGGCGACCCUGCACUGAAAAAUGAGACCCCCGAGGGCCGCGCGACGCUGUGUCAGAAGAACGCCGUCCUCCACCAGCUCAUCCUCCCCGCGAUGAGGCUGGAGACGAGCGAGGAGGUGCGCGUCGUAACGCUGCGAUGCCUCGCUCAGAUCGGGGAGGAUUGCCUGGCGAGCGACGAGGUGAGCCCCGCGCAGCGCGAGGAGAUCGUCCGCUACGCCCUCACGGCCGCGCAGCACUGGAGCUCUCUGGUGCGUGCGGAGUCGCUGAUGACGCUGGGGGUGUGGGUGUGGCAGUACCCGGUGCUCGAUCCCUACAACCCGGCGUUUUUGGCGACCGCCCUCUCCGCACUGACGCACGAUUCGGACGGCAUCGUCCGCAGCAAGGCAGCCUUCGCGGUGUCGAAUCUGACCUCGCGGCUGUGGGAGCCGGAGAAUCCGAUCCGGGAGUCCGUGGAGCACAUCGAUCAGCUAUUCUUUGCUGCUAUGAGGGCCGUGACGGAUCCAAACACCGCCGUGCAGGGCCACGGCAUUCGCAUGAUCAACAAUCUCUUGCAGGUUUUGACCUUCGAAGAGCUCAUCGCGGACUUGCCAGACCUGAACGGGGGAGUGGAGGAGUGUGUGGCGGAGGGCUUUUUGCGCACCCUGCUGACCUUCCUCUCCCAGAGCUCACGCGACGCGAAGCAUCGGUGGAAUGCUGCCUACGCUCUGGGCACGGGCUUCUCACGGACGGUGCUUUUUGAAGCGGAGCUCAACUACACCCUGACCGCUAUUGAUUCACUCAUGACAGUGGUGGUACGGGAUAGCGUAUUCAAGGUUCGAUCGCAGGCUGCCCACGCCUUAGGAAAAAUUGCACCCGAGUGCUUCCGUGGACAGUACUGUCCUCCCGAUCUCGCGCCGCGUAUCACGCGGACCUUAUGCGUCGCGCUCAUGUCUGCUAAGACGACGGAGAACUUCCUACAGUUUAGGGAACAGGCGACACUCCAGGCCGCGCUAGUGGAGGCGCUGCGGGGGAUGAUUGCAAAGGCUUUGCCCAGCCCAGAAUUGGACAAGGUUCUUGUGGAGUAUCAUCAGAUCUUGGUUAGCGAGGGGAUCGAAUAA
Phytomonas sp. EM1 is the source of this 3609-nucleotide messenger RNA. NCBI's taxonomy places the organism in Eukaryota, Euglenozoa, Kinetoplastea, Trypanosomatida, Trypanosomatidae. The record is from the annotation of a GenBank genome assembly.